UUUCGAUGUCUAAUGCGGCAACAUUCACAAAAUGUAUUUGUGUUCUAUUGGAUAUAAAUUUUCUAGGUUUUUUGCUACCACAAAGAAAGCCUUUAGCAGAACGGUGGAAUUUUACACAGGCGACGAAAGUCAUUCCUAUACCGCUGAGUGAAUGACAUGAUUGGAUUAUUUAUUUUACAAGUAAAUGCUGUCGCUUAAAAUGUGGCAGUAAUUUGGAAUAAAGUGUGAUUGUUAACUUCAAUAUUAUAUUACUUUGGAUAUAACGAAAAUGAUGCUUGAAAUAAUUGUUAAAUAUAUCGAAAGUACAUAAAAAUAUUUCUUGAAUGCUGUGUGAGAUUAAAAAAUAUUAUCGUUUGUUAAAAUUUUGCUAGGGUAUAUUAAUCAUAAUUCCAAGAAUUAAUAGGCAAACACAUACACAUGGAUAUAAAAUAUUUUGAAAUACAUCUAAAUAAAAUGAAAUUAAAAUUUAUGAAAAUAACAUUUAUUCAACAAAUAAAAGCUACAAAAUACUUUCAUAUAGCCACUUUUUUAAUUGUUUUUAUUUAUAUACAUGAACCUCAAAUAAAUUCCUUUAACUUAACUCAAUUAAUUAUUUAAAUAAUUGCAUACUCUAACUGUAUUGAUUCAUUGACAUUUAUCAGAUUUAAAUAAAUCGAAAACAGAUACCUAUCUCAAAGCCAACAAUUAAUGAGCAUUUUAUUGUAAUGUAUCAAUUUGAAAGGUACAUUUACAAACGUUUGUUCAAUACACACUCUCGGAUGUUUAGGCGAUGCUUAUUAUUAUACCAAAGUAUCUAUUAAAAUUGAAUGCAUUCGCAAUGGCAUCGAAAGGAAUUAAAUACAUAUUUACGUACGUGUUCCUCUUGAUAAUUUGUGAUUGUGUAUUCGGAGAUGCCAAAAAAGGCCGCAUUGUAAUUGCUGGAUUAUUUCCAUUAUCUGGAGUACCCGAAGGUGUCAUUGGACGUGGUGUUACACCAGCUGUUGAAUUAGCUGUUGAUAUGGUCAACAACAGACAUGAUCUAUUACCUGAUCACAACCUUCAAAUUGUCCCAAGUGAUACCAAGUGUGACAUGGCUGUAGCAACAAAGUUUUUCUUCGACAUGGUAGACAGUAACAAUACGAUGGUGAUGGUAUUUGGUGAUGCCUGUUCCUCAGUGUCAGGACCUAUAGCUGAAAUAUCAAAGGAGUGGAAUGUGUGGCUGUUGUCCUAUGCAGACACAGACCCUGCUCUUUCCGACAGGAAGAAGUAUCACAACUUUUACAGAACUGUUCCGAGUGAUAACGACUUUAACCCAGCAAGGCUUGCUCUACUGAGAAAAUUCAACUGGACACAAUGUGGAAACCAUCUUCCCGGUGCACAUAACCACUUAAUAUCUUUACUUGAAAAAUCUGACGUGAAUAUUAUAAAAUCGACAGCGUUUGUUAGUGAUCCGGGACCUGCAAUACGUACUCUCAAAAAAACUGAUACGCGCAUUAUUCUUGGAAACUUUGAUGAAAAGAUGGCGAGACAAGUCUUCUGUCAUGCACACAACAACCGCAUGUUUGGUCAUAAGUAUCAAUGGAUAAUACUAGGCGGGUAUGCGGAGAAUUGGUGGGCUGUUGACGAUCCGAAUGUCUCCUGUACCCCAGCAGAACUCAAUCAGACGAUCCAUGGUUACAUAUCAACAGAUAUACUCCCUAUUAGCAGUAGUAAGAGAAGGACAGAAUCUGGAUUGACCCCAAACAAUUACAUGAAACAGUACAAUGAUACCAACAAGGGCCAGUACAGUAAAUUCAAUGGCUAUGCAUUUGAUGGCGUUUGGGUUAUUGCAAAAGCAGUGGACAAAAUAAUAAAGAAGGCACAGGGAAAAGGAAACACUUCAAGCGUUCAUAUUAACGGUGCUAUGUUCAGAGGCGAUAAGAUAUCAGCUGCUUUAAAUGACACAAAUUUUAGAGGAGUGACGGGCACGGUGCGCUUCAAUGGUGGAGACAGAAUAGGUUCCAUCUUAUUUGAACAGUAUCAGGGCAAUAGAAUGGUAAAAAUUGCGGAAUACCACAAAAUAAGGGACAAACUAACUUACAAAAAUACUCACAAAAUUCUAUGGCGAGGGAAGGGGCCACCGAUAGAUAGAAAGCUAAUACGGGUGGAGUAUCAAAGGGUUCCGAAGAGUAUUUAUUUCAGUAUUUGUACCCUUGCUGGAGUCGGCAUCAUUUUAGCUAUAUUCUUCCUCAUCACAAAUAUUAUAUUUCGAGAACAUAGGUACAUAAAAAUGUCGUCGCCUAAUUUGAACAACAUCAUCAUUGUCGGAUGUAUUUUCACAUAUCUUAGUGUACUGCUCCUAGGAACCGACGGAGGGGUUGUUAAUAUAUUCUACUUAGGUCAUAUAUGUACAUCUCGUGCAUGGGUUCUUUCCGUUGGUUUUACCUUGGCAUUUGGUGCAAUGUUUAGUAAAACUUGGAGAGUUCACUCUAUAUUCACAGAUAUAAAACUUCAUAAAAAGGUUAUUAAAGACUAUAAAUUAAUUUUGGUUGUGACAAUAUUAUUGAACAUCGACGCCGCUAUAUUGGUAACAUGGCAAAUACUGGAUCCUCUACAAACAUCUACAAAAAAUCUUACAACGAUGGUUGAAGGUGAUUUAGAUAUUGUACCCGUGAUUGAAUACUGCAAAAGUAAACAUAUGUCAAUUUGGCUAGGCCUUAUAUAUGCUUAUAAAGGUCUAUUACUGGUUUUUGGUUGUUUUCUGGCCUGGGAGACCCGGCAAGUUAGUAUCCCAGCAUUGAACGAUUCUAAAUAUAUUGGAAUGAGCGUCUACAAUGUAGUGAUCAUGUGUGUAUGUGGCGCUGCGGUCUCUGUCGUCAUCAAUGAUCAACCUACGUCAUCAUUCGUCAUCAUCAGCUUCUUUAUCAUCUUCUGCACAACCAUCACGUUGUGUCUUGUCUUUGGACCAAAGCUUCUGGAACUAAAGAGGGACCCUACAGGAGAGGAGCGACGGAUUCGAGCCAAGUUACAAAAGCCAAAGAAACAAACUAGUCGAGAAGAGGCUAACUAUGACCUGCAUAAAAAGAAUGAAGACCUGCAGGCAGAAAAUAUCAAAUUUAGAAAUAUCAUAUCUGAGAAAAUGCGUAUUUUACAUGAUUUAAUGGAGCAGUUGGGAGAAGAUACACAUGAGAUAUAUUUUGCUGGUAAAAGUCCUAUACAUAAAAAGGUUGUAGAACUAAGAUUAGCUGACUCGUCGCCUAGUAAAUUUUCUACUGGGUCGGAUGCAGACAAUGGUUCAUUAUUUUCUGAUAUAAGCUGUGGGUCGGCAACAUGGACGAUAGGAAACAACAGUCCUGCCAAUAAGUUUCAUUUCAACGUGAAUAAAUCUGUGACGUCAGCGUGUACCGAUACGUCUGUGAUAGAAUGCGCUGAUGACGUCAGCAAGCACAUAGGAAAAUCAAGUCUAUCCAAAUCACGAAGAUUCGACGAUGAUGAUGACGACGACGAUGAUGAAGACCAAGGUGAAGACGAUGUAUUUGGUGGUGUGUAUUGUGGACCUCCUAAACAUAGAGGAUCAAUAGUAACAAACAACAUACACAAGGAAAACGGACGAGCUAAACCGGUAACAGAGGUACACCCUCUGGUCCACACAGUUCCAAAUAGAAGUUAUAACACGACCGACAAUGACUUUUCUAGACCUGUACUUAGCACAAUGAAGGUUGGAUCGGUUGACAUGGACAAUGCAGUAUCCAAGGAAUUACAUCCCGUUACGGACUCGAAGAGAAAUUCCUUACUCGGAAAUAAACGUAAACUACGUAAAAUAACGUUUAUGUUUCCAAACCAGACACAAUAUAGUGUUUCAAAUAAUAUCAGCAAUAUCCAGGCAAUCAGCAGUGAGCACAGGAAACGGAAAAAUGUCCAGAAUAAAGCUGACUGUACCAGCAACCUUGCUUGUGAUAUAAUUGAGCACAUUUAGGCAAAGUCACGUGACAUGCUAGU
Messenger RNA from Ruditapes philippinarum (Manila clam), 3957 nucleotides. RefSeq names its product gamma-aminobutyric acid type B receptor subunit 2-like. Bases 770 to 3934 code for a protein of 1054 amino acids. The transcript has 21 exons. Gene Ontology annotation, molecular function: G protein-coupled GABA receptor activity. NCBI's taxonomy places the organism in Eukaryota, Metazoa, Mollusca, Bivalvia, Venerida, Veneridae. Gene Ontology annotation, biological process: gamma-aminobutyric acid signaling pathway; G protein-coupled receptor signaling pathway. The record is from RefSeq and is a predicted model, not a curated record. Gene Ontology annotation, cellular component: G protein-coupled receptor heterodimeric complex; membrane.